Scylla paramamosain (green mud crab) is the source of this 3736-nucleotide messenger RNA. It is a transcript of the gene D2hgdh, whose product is annotated as D-2-hydroxyglutarate dehydrogenase, mitochondrial-like. The coding region runs from base 189 to 1754 and encodes 521 amino acids. Lineage: Eukaryota; Metazoa; Arthropoda; Malacostraca; Decapoda; Portunidae. The record is from RefSeq and is a predicted model, not a curated record. The transcript has 10 exons. Gene Ontology annotation, molecular function: FAD binding; catalytic activity. Gene Ontology annotation, cellular component: mitochondrion.
AACGCAUGUAAUAAUGAGAAGCCAGUGUGUCUCUCAGCAUGACCGCGCAAUAAAUAAAGAAGAAGCAAGUGGCCCUGCCUCAGUUUACCUCGCCUCUCCUUACGGUGUUUAUGUGACGUCGUGGAACAGAAUAUUCUGGGCUUGUCACUGCAUUACGUAAAGCCACACACAACGGUAACAAGAAAAAUAUGCUUGGUGGGAAAGAAUUAAGGCACGCUAUUUCCAUGGCCUCACGUUGGACCUGGGCAUCCUGCAACCUGAGUUCAAACUUGUACAGAUGGAAUAAGACUUUCAUACACACAUCAUCAUGUCACAGAAAGUGUGAGCUGACUUCAAAAAGGUAUCAGGUAAAGAGAGGAAAAUACAAUGAAAUAAAUGAAGAAAAUAUCAAAUUCUUUACUGAACUCUUGGGUCCACACCGAAUUAUCGAAGGUGAAUCAGAGCUGGAAGGUCACAACACGGACUGGCUGGAUACUGUGCGGGGAGCAUCUUCUGUUCUUCUUAAACCCAAAACAACUGAAGAAGUGUCUGCAAUCUUGUCCUACUGCAACCAGCAUAGACUUGCAGUAUGCCCUCAAGGUGGUAACACUGGACUGGUUGGUGGAAGUGUUCCAGUAUUUGAUGAAAUUAUCAUCUCAACAAAUUUGAUGAAUAAGGUUGAAAAUGUAGACACUUGGUCAGGUGUUGUUACAUGUCAAUCUGGGUGUGUUCUCGAAGCCUUGGAUCAGCAUGUGGCUGACUUUGGAUUAAUGGUCCCCCUGGAUCUUGGAGCAAAAGGCAGCUGUCACAUCGGUGGCAAUGUGUCAACUAAUGCAGGAGGCUUACGCUUGCUUCGCUAUGGAAGCCUUCAUGGAUCUGUCCUGGGUGUGGAGGCAGUCUUAGCCUCAGGAGAAGUGAUUGAUUGCAUGACAGCCAUGAAAAAAGAUAAUACUGGCUAUGAUCUCAAACAUUUAUUUAUUGGUUCUGAAGGAACAUUGGGAUUAGUAACAAAGAUUGCAAUCCAUUGUCCACCAAGGCCACAAGCUGUCAAUCUUGCCUUACUGGGUCUCAGCACUUAUGAGAAUGUCCUCAAAACCUAUGUUGCAGCAAAAAGCAAGCUUGGAGAAAUUUUGAGCUCUUGUGAAUUUAUUGACAGAUCAUCUCUUGAAUGUGUAGAAGAGAACUUGAAACUAAAGCCACCAAUUUCAUCACAUGAAUAUUACAUGUUAAUUGAGACUUCAGGAUCAAAUGGAACACAUGAUGAGGAGAAGUUAAAUAUCUUCCUAGAAGAUGUUCUUGGGUCAGGAAUAGUUGAUGAUGGCACAGUGGCUUCUGAACCCUCCAGAAUGCUGCACAUAUGGGGACUGAGGGAGAGAAUUGCAGAGGCCCUUCAUCAUGAGGGCUACACAUACAAGUAUGACAUCUCCACCCCAUUGUCUCACUUCUAUAAAAUGGUUGAAGAUAUGAGGAAGCACUUGGGAUCUAAGAUAAUUCGCUGCUGUGGCUAUGGACACAUUGGGGAUGGAAAUCUCCACCUCAACAUCACAACAGAUGAGUUUGAUAAGGAGGUGUUGAAUCGUAUUGAGCCAGCAGUGUAUGAAUGGACAUCAAAAGUAAAUGGAAGCAUAAGUGCUGAGCAUGGUCUGGGGUUUAAAAAGAGGAAUUACAUUCAUUACUCAAAAUCAUCUGGUGCAGUAACUCUUAUGAAACAAAUGAAGAAACUGUUGGAUCCCAAUGGCAUUCUAAAUCCUUAUAAGGUUCUUCCUGAUGAAUAAGUUAUUCUAACAAGGAGCUGAUAUAUAUAUAUAUAUAUAUAUAUAUAUAUAUAUAUAUAUAUAUAUAUAUAUAUAUAUAUAUAUAUAUAUAUAUAUAUAUAUAUAUAUUAAGUCAAGGAGCAUAUAUAUAAGUGAAAGGUAAGUAGAAAGGAUAAGUGGAUAAUUUUGUAUUCCUUCCCUUAUCUUAUCUUUUCUACACAGUGCUUUACAAACAAUGGUUUGUUUACUUUAGAUGGCUGGAAGUGCUUGCUAGUUAAUAUCAGAUGAUGGAUGAAGGAGGUGCUUUGUAUUUGUCAGGUACCAAAUUAGGGAGAUUAAUGUACUGAAGUAACAGCAACCAUUUCUUGCAGAAGCAACUCAUUACCAAUUCUAGAAUGUGUUUUAAGAUGAUAUGUCUGUUGUAGUAUUUAAUGUACGGCAUAUUCACCAAAAUCCUAAUUUACCUCAAUAAGCAUAUGUGACAAGAAGCAUAUAAAUAGGUAUUCCUAAGGUUACUGAAGUCUUCAGUAUGAUAUAUAUAAUGAUGUCUUAAUCCAGUCUGUGAUAUGCUCACAAACAACUUAUUUUUCUGAUAUGUGAGGGAGUGUUUGUGAGUGUAACUGAAUGUGUGAAUGUAGAUGCCUGUUUUUGAUUACUCCCCUCGUAAGCCAUGUCCACACUAUCAGGCAGUGCAUGACAGGCAAGCACUGUCACUAUAUCCCAUUCCAGUACACAAGCUGGGAAAGAUGAGUGGCAGGCAUGGAGGUGAGAUCAGAAGCGAGGAAAUGACAGGCAAAUAUGAAUGAGCAGCUGCCUGUGAAGGGUUUGCACCUUUACCUUAUCUGGUAACACUACUUUGGAAGCCAGAGAAAACCCACUCAGCAACCAGUGCCCGUCAGUCUGAUAGUGUGGACAGGGCUCAGGAGAAUGUUUACCUGGUGCUUCCAUAGAUUUAACUUAAUGGUAGAUGAGAACAAAAAUUUUCUUUUGUUAAAAAGUAAGUGGUAGUCCUGACUUGUAGUUUUGAUGGAGUUGGGAAUAAUGACAGAUUAAUAUAAAUUAACAUAUGAUGUAAUAGAAGAUUGAGUUUUCAGUUCCAUUGUUCUAUUUUUAGGCAAGUAUGGAAACAUGGAAGAACAAAUGCAAUACAAAGUUAUGCAAGGUUAGGAAGGUAUAUUUCAAGUUGGUCUCACAGAUUAUCGGUCACUUGUAUUAUGUCCUUUUAACAUAUUGUCUCCUACUUCAUAUCUAUUAAUGUCAUUAACUACUUAAUUAGUAAUUAGUUGCACACCAGUUUUUGUGGGCCAGCGACAGAUGCCCACAUCACCUCUCUAGAUGACAAAAUUUACACACACACACACACGCGCACGCACGCGCACACACAAAUAUUUAUCUUUAUAUACAUUAAUUUUAGCAGGGUUGUUAUGAUGUAAAUGAAGUUAUUUAAAUCACCUGAUUUUAGUAUGUUUUAUUCACAGUAAAAAUAACAAUUUAAGUAAGUCUCUCUCUCUCUCUCUCUCUCUCUCUCUCUCUCUCUCUCUCUCUCUCUCUCUCUCUCUCUCUCUCUCUCUCUCUCUCUCUCUCUCUCUCUCUCUCUCUGUUAAUAAGCUCACAAGUUUCAUUUCCCAGUGACCUGAAUGUAUAGCUUGAUAAUGGGGAGGUAAUUUUUUUUUUCUUUUUUUUUUUUAUAGGGACAUGAUAUAUCAUGCCCAUGAAGUUGGUUGCAUUCUUUUCCUGUAUAAUGGUUUAGCUACCAGAUAAUGCCUUCUGAAAUUUCUCUUCAUAAAGGAGCUCAAGAUUGUUCCUUGUAAUAUGUCUUUUUCUUCCUUUUUUUUUUCCCCCUUCUAGAUUUGAUGCUCAUUUUUCAUCCCUAUCACUUCAUUUUCCUGUUCUUGAACAAUAUUAUCGUUUUCCUUCAAUUUUGUUUUUAGAUCAGUGUAUAGUGUUUUCAAUUCUUUGUUUUCCUCUUCCAGGUCGUUUUUUUUUUUUUUUUUUUUUUUUUU